Molecule: messenger RNA, 909 nt
Organism: Aspergillus puulaauensis
Lineage: Eukaryota; Fungi; Ascomycota; Eurotiomycetes; Eurotiales; Aspergillaceae
Exons: 4
Coding region: 1-909 (302 amino acids)
Biological process (GO): positive regulation of transcription by RNA polymerase II
Cellular component (GO): nucleus
Molecular function (GO): DNA-binding transcription factor activity, RNA polymerase II-specific; zinc ion binding; sequence-specific DNA binding
Source: RefSeq, a predicted model, not a curated record
AUGCAAGCCAACGCCCGUAAAAAGCGAACUUCAAAUGCGUGCAUUGCAUGCCGGCACAGCAAAAUCAAAUGCUCUGGCGAUGAGCCCUGCGCCAACUGCCAGCGUCGCGGGAUCCAAUGCGAGUUCACAGAUGGUAUCAAUCGGGUUCUCGUAUCAGAGACUUACCUACGACAGCUUGAAGCACGGGCUGGAGACCGGCAGGGGUAUGGCGCCACACAAUCCUCCCCAUCGAUAUCCCUGAAGUCCGGCGCUGGAGACAGAGUCGGGGUUGCUGCUGGACGGUCUGGUGAAUUGACACCCUUCCCCAAUGUAUCAGGGGCAGGGCCCUCGCCAGCGCCGACACCGUCCGAUGCGCCCAGCAUUUGGACGAGCCCAUUCAGUCUGCCCUCGACGACUAUUAAGAACACAAAGGGCAAUAAACGCAGCUGGAUUUGGCUGGCCCCAUCCUCCAUGUGGUCGUUCACUACCCGGUUGACCAUCCUCAUGACGGAGAAACUAUACUCUAGAUACCCAGACAGUGCACCCACUCUGGUCGAGAAAGAACUAUAUCCCCUACGAUGGGAUCGGUGCUCAUCCAAAGACGCUCCCGACAUCAGUGGCCUGCCAUCGCUCGACCACGCCCUGUAUCUGUUCGCCACUGUCAAGUUCCACUUAGGUCAGAACUACCGAUUCUUCGACGAAGACCAAUUUGUCCAGAAUGUACGAGAGUUCUACCAGGGCGAUCCGGUUAGAAUGGCCAGCGAUCACCAGCUUUGGUAUAUACAGUACCUCCUCGUUCUCACCUUUGGAACAGCCUUUUUGUGUCGAACGAAAAGCGACAAACCGCCCGGCGCGGAAUUCUUCGUGCACGCAAUGUCGCUGAUGCCCGGACCAUGCGUCCUUGUGGAAGGACAGCUUACUGGCAAUUGA